Molecule: messenger RNA, 847 nt
Organism: Lasiosphaeria miniovina
Lineage: Eukaryota; Fungi; Ascomycota; Sordariomycetes; Sordariales; Lasiosphaeriaceae
Exons: 1
Coding region: 147-728 (193 amino acids)
Source: RefSeq, a predicted model, not a curated record
AAGUUGAGGGAGCCACCCAUGUCAGUAGGUGACGUUUGACAAGGCAAAGAUGGCUAGCCACCUUGGCCAUGCACGCUCCCCAGAUACCUGAUCUUAGUAGCGGAGGUACGAGUACCCCGUGCAUUUCUGUGUAAUUCAUCAGCGAAAUGCCCAGGAUGAGACUAAUGAUAGCCGGGUCCAGCCCAGCCCGCCUACCCCGGACAAGUAAAGUAACUUGGGUUUGCCUAGCUACACUAGGGGUACUUGCCGUACCGCUGAUCUUUUCCUUAGUUCCCGAUCAGCCACCCUCUACCCCCCUUCCCCCAGAGAGCGAGUUCGAGGUCGAGUUCCGUGACCCCGUCGGACUGGCCUUGACCCGUCAUCCUAAGCACUGUACCUAUCCUGUCCGUCCCAGAUCAGACAGACAGACAGACAGACAGACGUCGACUCCCCAGGCAUCCCCGUCCAUCACCUCAGGUUCAGGUCUUGGGUCCCACGAGAAAGGGUGCACCCGCAUGCCCACAACGCAACGCAACGCAACGCAACGCAAAGCGACGCAACGCAACGCAACGUACCGCACCGCACAGUACCCAGCUGCCGUACCUCUCGUACCUCAGUCAGUUCGGUGCUCGUGCUCGUCCUCCAAGCGUGCAACCGCCUUUCCUUCCCUCGUGCACACUAUCUCGAUCCUCAACCCGAACCCGAACCGUACGGCCUUGGGCUUCGUCACUGGGCUGAGACGCUGGUAACCCUCUCGAGUUGGCCUGCAAAACAAUGACUGGCUGCCUGGGCGCCCUUGCUGUUCCCCUGGCUCGAGUCUAGCUCCUCCAUGGCACUAGGAGGGAGGCUGCCUCGCAAGUGUCUUAGG